AUGACUGCGACAGACCUCAAGAUCAUCAUCGCAGGCUGUGGUAUCGGUGGCCUCUCGGCCGCCAUUGCCCUCGAGCUGGCAGGCAUCGACUACACUAUCCUCGAGGAAUCCCCAGCUCUGGAUUCAGACCUCAAGCCCGGCGCCAGCGCCACCAAUGUCCCCACCAAGACGACACAUGUUGGAGGUGCAAUCCAGGUUGCCCCCACCGCUAUUCACUUCUUGAGUCAGCUCGGCAUCUACGACGAAAUGAAGGAAAUCUCCAAGCCGGUCAGUGGUCUCUCCAUGAACGAGCACGAUAUGAAUUAUGUCGGCCUGCUGAACGGGUACCCCAAAGAGUACAUGGAGAAUUAA
Linnemannia hyalina is the source of this 351-nucleotide messenger RNA. The record is from the annotation of a GenBank genome assembly. NCBI's taxonomy places the organism in Eukaryota, Fungi, Mortierellomycota, Mortierellomycetes, Mortierellales, Mortierellaceae.